CACGUCAGGGCAUCAAAAUGGGUGGCCCAAUUUUGAUGCGGCUUCAUUAUUUUAUAUUACAUUUUAUUUUAAGUAUAUCGCAAGGCCAAGCGAAUGAUAUUUUAGGCUGCGGGGGAUUCGUUAAAAGUCAUGUCAGCCUUGAUGUCUCAAAUAUUGAAAUAGGAUUAUAUACCAAAGAAGGCAGUUUGGUUGAAAAAACGGAAUGUGCACCUACAAAUGGGUAUUACUUUUUACCUUUAUAUGAAAAGGGAGAUUACAUAUUAAAGGUGCAUCCUCCAGCUGGUUGGAGUUUCGAGCCGUCACAGGUUGUGCUCUCUGUGGAUGGAGAGACUGACCAGUGCUCUAGAGGUCAAGAUAUCAACUUUUCUUUCAAUGGUUUUGGCAUAACUGGUAAAGUUAUAACAGCGGGACAAGAAGAGGGACCCAGUGGCAUUUCUGUGCAAUUGGUGAAUGAUAAAGGAGAUGUCAGGAAUACAGUCACAACAGCAGGUGGUGAUUUCAACUUUACCCCUGUGAUACCUGGAAAAUAUGUGUUAAAAGCAUCACAUGGCAGAUGGAAACUAGAGCCAUCACAGGCUACAGUGCAAGUGAAGGAAGGUAACACUGUUUUGCCUUUGGGAGUGCUUGCGGUGAAGGGGUAUGAUGUGUCAGGAUCUAUCACAUCAUUUGGCAGUCCCAUCAGCGGUGUUUAUGUGUUGUUGUAUUCAAAAGAGGAAAAUCCCAAAUUCCGUGUGGAAGGGUGUAAAACAGCUCUCCUGCAAGGUGUUCCCGAUUCGCCAAUCUGCCACUCCAUCACCGAUGCAUCAGGGGAGUUCAGCUUUGGCCUUGUACCAGCGGGAGAGUACAAAUUGGUUGCAUUGAACAAGUCCCCUGGCCAAGCGACAGUCACCUUUAAUAUUAAACCGGAGAAUGUAGCGUUCACUGUACACCAUGACAGCCAGUAUAUUAAGAAUGCUUUUGAGGUAACAGGUUUCAACAUAGUGGGAACGGCAUAUGCAUCAAAGGACGGUAAGCCAGUGUCUGGGGCGCGAGUAUUACUGGCGGGAGAGGCGGUAGCCACAAGUGACGCGACCGGCAAGUUCUCGCUGUCUGGACUCAAGCCCGGCAAUUACAUCCUCGGUUUGCAACACGAGCACUGCUCGUGGGACGACAGUACGGUGCGCGUGAGCACGCAGGGCGCGCACGCGGUGACGCCGGUGGCGGCGCGCUGGCGCGUGUGUGGCCGCGUGUCGCCGCCGCGCCGCCUCGCGCUCGCGCCCGCGCAAGGGGGCGUGCUGCACGUGGCCGCGGGGCAGGAUGGUAAAUGGUGUACAUACCUCGCGCCGGGAACAUAUACUGCGAAAGUAGAGGUCACGGAACAAGAGCAUAGAGAUGGGUUACAAUUCUACCCGGAGUGGCAGCAAAUAGUUGUAGCGUCCAGCCCAGUGUCGGACAUAUCGUUCUCUCAGCUCCGCGCCACUGUGGUGGGGCGCGUGGUGUGCGCCGAGUGCAAGGGCACCACCGUCACACUGCGCAACCUGGCCGCCGACGGCAGCUAUGUCGGCGAGCCUAUGUAUACUGAUGUUAAAGACGGCAGCUACACGUUCGAGCAAGUGAUGCCGGGCAGUGUGGAGGUGAGCGUGCGCAGCGAACGCGAGGCGUUCUGUUGGCGGGAGGCGACACACAAUGUAGCGGUCGCCGCUGAGAGAGCCACUGUACCGGACUUUGUGGCCACUGGGCGGAUGCUGAAGAUCACGUCUACUCAUGACAUUGAGGUGGAGUACACGGGCCCGUCCGCGCAAGGCACGCUGCGGGUGGGGGCGGGCAGCAGCGUGCAGUGCGUGGGGCGCGGCGGGCGCUACGAGCUGCGGCCGCGCGCCUGCCACCGCGUGCUGCCCGACCGGGCCGACGUGCUCGUGGCCGGGGACAUGCCGUCGGUAUCAUUCCGUGCGGUAGCACACUCAAGCACAAUACGUGUGUGGAGUUCAGCGAGCGGGGAACUUUCCCUACUUAUUGAGAAGGAGAAGCCGGGUGACGCGAGUGAUGCGGUCGGUGAUGAUCCAAUGGUGAUCCCGCUCACACCGGUAGCGGCUGAUGGUGGAUAUGUGUAUGAGCACACCCUGUAUUUGGCUGAGGGCGAAGCGGUCCGCGUGACGCCGCAAUCCAGCACGCUGCUAGCGAAGCCCCGCUCGUCCCGCGUGCUGGGGGGCGGGCGGUGCGAGGCGGGCGCAGCGUUCCGCGCCGCGCCCGGCACCACGCUCGCGGGCCGCUUGCUGCCGCCCGUCGCGGCCGUCACCGUUACACUCGCUGCUGGCGACUUCAAGCUGACCCAAGUUACAAAAGAAGACGGAUUGUACAGCUUCGGCCCGCUGGAAGCUGAUAAACAGUACACGGUCAGCGCUGAGAAAGAGUCGUACGAGUUCAGUGCACCCGAUGAACAUGGCAAUAUUGUGGCCAAUAAGCUCGCUGAGAUUGAAGUUAUUGUUGUUGAUGAUGCUGAUGACUCUCCCUUGGAGGGUGCACUAAUCUCCGUCUCCGGCGGGGUGUACCGUCGCACGGUGGCCAGCGGGGUGUCGGGGGUCGAGCGGUUCGGAGCCCUACCCCCGGCGCAGUACUACGUGAAGGCGAACAUGAAGGAGUACCGGUUCGUGCCGCCGAGCCACAUUGUGGACGUGUUGCCGCCGCCGCACCAGCAGCCACAACCGCUGGUCUUCAGGGGGGUGCGCGUAGCGUGGUCGGUAUCAGGUCGCGCAGUAUCUCUGGGCGGUGCUGCGGCGGGCGCGCUGCCGCUGCGGGCGCGCCCGCCGCCGCCCACACCCGCGGUGGAUGCUACUGCCACCAGCACGGGGCAUUUUAGGAUUCGUGGUCUCCUCCCAUCAAUCCAGUACACGUUGGAGCUAAAGGAAAGUUCAGCGCCCGAGCUCGCCGGCAUCAAACUUGUAAAAGGACCCGGGCCUAUUGAAGUGAAAGGUAAAGAUAUAGAAGACGUGCAGCUAAUAGUGAUCCAACCGACCCAAAUCACUGACGUCACAGUGCUAGUACACGCGGACAUUGAUCACUAUCGAACACUAAAACUGACACUAGCACUAGAGACCACUAAACAACCGGUGUACAGCACUAAGUUGGACCCCAGUGGCUUCAGCCAGGGCUCGAACCCGGGACUCAUGUACGCUUUGCCAAGAUUAGCAGCGGAUAAUAAAACCUAUGUGAUUCAGAUAGAAAGCUCGCUGUCAAAGUUGACGCAUUCGUAUGAAGAGCCGGCGGUGUAUUUCAACUCGGAUGGCGAUGUGAAACACUUUGAUAUCAGUUUUGUGACUAAGGUUAAAUCAUCGGAACAAGAGUUACGAGCUAGCUCUUUCAUAAUGCUGCCCCUUCUAGGUGCACUAGCAUUGGCCUACAUGCAUCGUGACAAAAUAUUAGCUCGUAUCAAGGCGGACUAUAGCACUAAGAGAUUGCCGAGGAAGAGGACGCAGUAAGGAGUUGUAAAAGGGGGAUAUAGAAGGGAGAGGGGGGGAGGGCGAAUAAAGGGGAGACUGUGGCUUAUACUGUAUGUAGGAUAAGUGUCAGACGGGAGUCAUGGUAACGAAGAGGGGAUAAAAUGUUGUUCGUAUGUGUGGAGCUCCCAGUGCGAUUCUUUUUAAGGGAGGGAAAUGUACUCAUUUCCAGGGAGGAGACUUGGUUACUAAUUUAAACAGGUGGGAUAAAAUAUAUUAUUCUUGUGUGUACAACUGCCAGUUAGAUUCUUGUAAAACGAGGGUCAUUUGUAGAUCCCAGUAGGAUUCUUGUAAAAGAGGGAGUUAAUAAGAUGAGGUUACGUAUUUAAUCGUUUGAAUGAUGGAAAAUGAGUUAUGAUUUAUGAAUAUUUGAAAUAAUGUAAUUGCUGAGUUACCUAGCGGUAUUGUGAAUGUAAUGUUCCACUAAACUUAAAUUAUCCAGGUUUCAUUUUUCAUAAAAAUAGACAAGAUUAUGUUAGAAAAGUGUUAAGAGAUAAGGUAUUAUAUUAUGUUAUAUCGAAUUAAAAACAAUGCAUAAUAAUUAAUUGAAGUAUUUUGUGAGUAUAUAGUGAGAUCGUUUUGUUGCUCAAGUUUUGAGUUUUUGUUAAUUUUGAUAUAUGUAAUUUGAAUAAUAGUAAUAGUAUACUCAUGAUAAAGUGCAAUCUAUCUGUAAGUUAAAAAUUAUUCAAAUAAUAAAUCAUUUGCUAACGCAUUCCCGAUUCAUAAUCUAAUGUUUUUGUUACAAAAAUU
Messenger RNA from Colias croceus (clouded yellow), 4223 nucleotides. RefSeq names its product nodal modulator 1. The record is from RefSeq and is a predicted model, not a curated record. Lineage: Eukaryota; Metazoa; Arthropoda; Insecta; Lepidoptera; Pieridae. Bases 18 to 3455 code for a protein of 1145 amino acids. The transcript has 18 exons. Gene Ontology annotation, cellular component: endoplasmic reticulum membrane. Gene Ontology annotation, molecular function: carbohydrate binding.